This is a messenger RNA of Bursaphelenchus okinawaensis, 1644 nucleotides long. The record is from the annotation of a GenBank genome assembly. Lineage: Eukaryota; Metazoa; Nematoda; Chromadorea; Rhabditida; Aphelenchoididae.
AUGUCAGGAGGACGUGAAGUUGAACAUCAUCCGUCCAUCUUGAAUGAAGUCAAAAUCUCGGUGGAUAUAAAUCUGGAUCAACAUUCAAAUGGUCAUACGUUCUCGUUGCCUACUGAGUUUCAGCAAUUCAGAUUGAACCGGGAAUCUUUGAAAGAAGCCCUUAAGCAACAGCUCGAGCGAGCUUUGAAUGACAUGAAGGCCAAUGAGCUUAUUCAAAUUGAUUUGUCGAUGCAAUUGAAUCUAGCUAUAGAGAGAAACCUCAAAGAACAGUAAGAUGGUUAUUUGAGUACUAAUUUAGUUUAAUAGUUAUGGCAAAAAUCAUCAUGGAUUUUGACAAAACUUCUAAAAAUGUCAUAUUUUUGCGCAUUUUAAAAGUAGUGGUAUUUUAAAAUGGCCCUAUGACAAUUAAUUAUUGUUCAGGGCUGACCGUCAGGUGGCCAAGACGAUGUUACAGCAGCAACUACAAUCAAGCAAUAAGAAAACUGCGCGUCACCUUUUGAUUGGACCUUUCCAUGAGUCUCCAGAUGUUGACUCCGAUCCUGUAGCUCCUGAGAAUCCAGUUGAUGCAGUUUUGUCAUCGGAACUCAAAAGGAUGAGCAUCAAGUCGAAAACGGUCGAAGUUCAAAAGAAUUGGCUUCAUGAGUACAACGCCGAUUGUCAGCCGGUUCGCAGUAGUGAUCAAUCCAAGAGCACUAGUCAUCGUGAAAAUUGUUCUUUGCGUAAGCAACCUGAAGUUCAGAAGAGUCCAAGUGUUAAGAGAGAAGGGAAAAAGCGAAAACAUGGUUGGAGAACUCCACCGUCCACGGAAAGUCAAUGUGAACGGUUUAAUGAGACGAGAACACAGAAACAACGAAGAAAGGAGCGUAGGAACGACCGGUAAGAUUUUCAAUUUUUUUGUACUAGUUAUAUUAGCAUUGAGCAAAGCAAAAAGUUUAAUCUAUUGGUAUACUACUAAAAUUUUAGUCGUCAUGACUGCGAUACCUUGUCUGAUAUCAGUUCCAUCAAGGACUAUGUUCCGAAUGGUUCCACAAGAAAAAAAGCCAAUAAUUACGUGCCAUUGAAUGAUGUUCUAGAAGAUGAAGGCAAGGAGUAAGUCAUUAAUACUUGUAUUUAAGGCUAUAUCACGGCCAUAACCUUGCAGCGAUGAGGGCAAUAAGAUAAAAGUAAAAUCUAGUUGAUGAUGAUAAAAAAUCUCAUUUUUCAGACAAAAGCAACGCCUCUACUUUGACGAAAAGUACAAAUGGUUCCAGAACGUAGCUGACAGUAUCAACCUUGAUUCCACUUCUCCCAUUUCCUCGGUCUGCAGCAAGAGGAAGUAGGUGGUAUUAUAUAAUUCGUUAUAAUAAUAAAUAAUACCUUACUUAUCUUUGUAAUUUUACGGACCCUUAUUUUAAGGGUUAAAGCUCGAAUUAGAGGUAAAACUAUUUUUUGAUAAAAAUUAUUAGAACAGGUUUAUAUAUUGACCUUCUCUAAAUAGUUUUAAUUUUCAGUGGCUCGACACGUGACAAGCCAAAACGUUACUAUUAUAACGCUGACGUUCAUGGUCUGGAAAGCAUGGCAGAGGAAGUUCUGAACCAAAAAUCUGGAAGGGGAACCACUCCAACCAAUUCAAAGUCACAUUCAGGAAAUUUGAAUCGAGGAUAA